Messenger RNA from Sclerotinia borealis F-4128, 984 nucleotides. The record is from the annotation of a GenBank genome assembly. NCBI's taxonomy places the organism in Eukaryota, Fungi, Ascomycota, Leotiomycetes, Helotiales, Sclerotiniaceae.
AUGAUUCCCCCCCUCCACCUAAUCCCAACCCUCAACCCCGAAUUCUUCGACUUCGGUACUCCUCCCCCCUCUCCACCACCCACCUCUUCCUCCACCUCUACCUCCACCACAUCCUCCAAACCCGACAAAUAUUCCACCCUCAAACCAUGGUACCACACCGUACUCGGAAAACGUCUUGGGCCCGAAGCCCGCGAGUUAUUGGAAAAUUAUAGUCACAUAGCUCCUGGAGAUGUCGAUGCGCAUGUUUAUGCCAUGCGCGAUUUCCUCUGGUACCAAACACCUUACCCCUCCAUCGGCAAUUUUUCCUUCCUAACCCUGCGUCUCCUGACCCACCCACUCUAUCCCCGCAUCGUAAAAACUCUCUCCACACCUUCAACGCCGACUAGUCCACCAGCCCUAUUUCUCGAUCUCGGUUGUUGUGUUGCUCAAGAACUCCGCUCCCUCGCUCACCAUGCCUCUAUUCCCCCCACUCAACUCUACGGCACCGACUACAACGCCUCCUUCCUCAAAUCCUCCUUUAAAAUCUUCCAGGACCAUUCUCACCCCUACACCCUCCUCCCCGCCAACAUACUCGACCCCAAUUUCUUCCUCCUCACCUUCCGCAAACUAAUCCAUAAAUUUGCAAUUAUCCACGCCGCCCUCUUCAUGCACCUCUUCACAUGGGACCAACAACUUCUCGUAUGUGAGAAUGUCGUGCGUUUGAUGAGUAAUCAAGAAGGUUCGUUAUUUGUCGGAUGCAUGGUGGGGAAAGUGGGAGGGGGCCAGGGAGAACAGGGCAGAUGGUUGCAUGAUGAGGAUAGCUGGGUGCGGUUAUGGGGGGAAGUUUGGGAACGCUUGGGUAUGACCGGGGCUUGGAACGUGCAGGGGGAAUUGAGAGAAUUGGGUGAUUUAGCUAAGACAGGGGAAACGUAUUCUGGGGAUGAGGGGAUUGGUCUUUUUGAAUUUUCGGUCGAGAGGACGGGUGAAUCUAGACCGUGUACGUGA